AUCUUCUUGUUUCCUCGUUUGGUCCUCGUUUUCUGGUGUUAGGGUUUUCUCUUUUCUCUGGGAGGGAGGGAAGUGGGAACGAUCUGUUCUCUUGUUUGUUUCUUUCUGAUCAUCUAAGCUUAAAGAUCCUCCUCAAUCAUGUCGGGGAAGAAGGUUACCUUGAAGAGCUCCGAUGGAGAGACCUUCGAUGUUGAUGAAGCCGUUGCCCUUGAAUCCCAGACCAUCAAGCACAUGAUCGAGGACGAUUGUGCUGAUAACGGGAUCCCCUUGCCCAACGUCACCAGUAAGAUCUUGUCCAAGGUUAUUGAGUACUGUAAGAAGCACGUCGAGACUCCUAAGACCGACGAUCGUGGUGCUGAGGAUGAGUUGAAGAACUGGGACGCCGAGUUUGUCAAGGUCGACCAGGCCACACUUUUCGAUCUCAUAUUGGCAGCUAACUACUUGAACAUAAAAAGCUUGCUGGAUCUUACUUGCCAAACGGUGGCGGACAUGAUCAAGGGUAAAACUCCGGAGGAGAUAAGAAAGACAUUCAACAUCAAGAAUGACUUCACCCCCGAGGAGGAAGAGGAAGUGAGGAGGGAGAAUCAGUGGGCUUUCGAGUGAGAUACCCGAAGCCUUUGCAUCCUUUUUUUCUUUUGGGAGGAAGAAUUAAGGUUUUCAUUGUUUGCCAAAAGACCUACUUUUUUUCCUUCUUUAAUUAGACGAAGAACGUAGCUCUACUUAUUUUCUAUGCUCUCUAUUAUUCAGUAGGUACGUGUAUAUAGUAUUACUAAAUUGGUCGUUGGUGGUGGGCGCGCUACAGUGCUAGGGGCCGAUCUCAGCUUCCUUUUUGUUAUUUUGUAUGCCAACGAACCUCAAAUCAUCUAUUACUGUGGAUUGUUGCCCUUCCCGAA
This is a messenger RNA of Nelumbo nucifera (sacred lotus), 893 nucleotides long. RefSeq names its product SKP1-like protein 1B. Gene Ontology annotation, biological process: ubiquitin-dependent protein catabolic process. The record is from RefSeq and is a predicted model, not a curated record. Lineage: Eukaryota; Viridiplantae; Streptophyta; Magnoliopsida; Proteales; Nelumbonaceae.